This is a messenger RNA of Lactuca saligna, 1133 nucleotides long. The record is from the annotation of a GenBank genome assembly. NCBI's taxonomy places the organism in Eukaryota, Viridiplantae, Streptophyta, Magnoliopsida, Asterales, Asteraceae.
AUGCAAAAGGCCGUUAAAUACAUUAGGAAUUCUACACAACGGAUUCAAAGGUUCAAAGAAUGCAUGAAAGAGCUAAAUGUGGAAUCCAAAAAGUUUUUGUGCAAUGAUAGCCCAACUCAAUGGAACUCCACAUAUGAGUUAUUGAAGAUUGCGGUGGAGUGGAAGAAGGUUUUUGGCAUGUUUGAAGUCAAAGAUCCUACAUUUGUUCGAGACGUUUUGACCCCCUCAAAAGAAGAUUUCAACAUUUGUAGAGCUAUGGUUGGAUUUCUUGAGAAAUUUAAGGUGAAAAACGACAUAGUAUCGACGUCAACAAAACCGAUGGCACAUCGGUUUUUUGGAGAAAUAUGUGAUGUAUACAAACACAUUAAGGAAUGGGCGGAUCCACGGUUCAAGUUUGAUUUUCUUCAACAAGCUUUUGAGAAAUUGAUUAAGUUGAAGAAUCCACAAAAAGAUCCUAUGCUCAACUCGGAAGCCAUUUUGAAGGCUAAGGUCUUAAUACGGGGUCUUCAACAAAGAUUUGAGAAUUUUUUUUAUUUCUACAAAUCAAAGUUUGACAAUACCGACUCUUCUCAAAAUCAAACACAUGGUCAUGAAGAUGUAGUUGUGAUUGAUGAUGAGAAUGACUUCAUGGGUGAUUUAAUAGUACAAACUGAUUACCCAUCAGCAUCAAUGGAAACGGAGUUGACACGAUACCUAAACGAGCAGUCAGUUAAAUAUAAUAAAGAUUUUGAUAUUCUACUUUGGUGGAAACAAAAUGCAUCUCGUUACCCUAUUGUAUCCCGUAUGGUGAAAGAUAUUUUGGGAUUGCAAAUCUCUACCGUGGCGUCAGAGGUGGCGUUUAGUACAAGCGGGCGGAUAUUGGAUCCAUAUAGAACAAAUUUAUCUGCAAAUAUAGUAGAGGCUUUGGUUUGCACUCAAGAUUGGGUAAGGAAAUCAAGAAAGCAAAUUGUGGACAACAUUGAUGAAAUUUUGAAAGACGAUGAAGUCGCGAAAGCUUUAGAAGAGGCGAUAAAGAACGGAGAUGAAAAGGGAAAACAACCAAUUAAUAUUCUCGAAUAGUUAUUUCGUGUUUGAAAAAUGUUAUUUUGGAUAUUGGAUAAAAACUUAAGAUUCAUAUUUUAAUUUGGGUGUUG